Orbicella faveolata is the source of this 588-nucleotide messenger RNA. Its product is annotated as delta-like protein C. The record is from RefSeq and is a predicted model, not a curated record. NCBI's taxonomy places the organism in Eukaryota, Metazoa, Cnidaria, Anthozoa, Scleractinia, Merulinidae.
AGCUGCGUGUUCAAUUUUGGUGUGGACGAGGCGUUACUCAAAAAUGAAAAAUUUCUUCACCAUAUAGUCAGUCCGUGUGCCAUUGCUCCGUGCAAGAAUGGAGGAACGUGCCAACCUAUAGCAGGUGAUGACUUCACUUGUCAAUGCACCGAAGGAUUCUAUGGAGAUAAUUGUGAAAAAGACGUCAAUCAAUGCCUGACUUCUAAACCUUGCUUAAACGGAGCUACGUGUGUCAACAAACCUGGAAGCUACAGCUGCACAUGUCCACAAGGGCAUACUGGGAAAAACUGCGAAAAAGGCAAAUAAGAUUAUCUUUAUUUUUUGACGAACAUAUCUAAAAACCACACUGCCAAAGGCUUAAAAUAACCAGUCCUCCUUUCAAGUUGAAAAAUAUUUUCUUUGAAGUUAAGCUAUAUCACAUAGAAAUUAUUCCAUCAUUCUGAACAGCCCGAGUUUUCUAUGAGCGAAUAGCCAACGACGCGUAGAGGAGUUGACUAUCGCUCACAGACAACAAGGGCGAGUAGUUUCAUUGUUUUAGUACACACUCUCAAGGAUUACAGGACAAAACCUCCAGCAAUUUUCCCGUAU